GGGUCGCUCUCAUGUCCUCCUCGAUUGACAGGCUGGGAAGCGAGGGAGGGCGGGAACUGGCGGCGGAACCCGAGAGUAUUGGAACAGGAGUACCGUGCGGUAUCGCAACAGCAGCUAGGCACACAAAAAUGACAGCGAUGGCGCUCACGGUCUGCGGGAUGGACUAAGAACUGACCUUUGGGAUUAUAGUGGAGAGGAAGUGGGAGGGUGUGUUUUUUGUGUGUCUGUGUGUGUGAGCCGGCUACAACAGCUGCUUGAGGGGACAGGUAACUUAUUAACAGCAAGACAGGAGCAAAGGGCUCACUACACCUUGGCCCAAAACAGAAACCGAUAUUUAGAAAUUGGCAUCACUGUAGUCACUCUCACCUUGUGACUACCUGAGGGCCGAUACAAAACCUCCUUCCUUGUGCGUGCACACACUUGGACACUCGAGUGUGUCUCCGUAUGUCUAGUAAAGAAGGAAACGGACACAAGCAGCACGCGCCUGGGUCACAUGCAAACAAUCAGCAAUAAGCACUCGGCUGGCUCUGCUUAGGUAGUGCUGGUAAAAAGGAGGUGGUAGUCGCUCCGGCCGGCAACACGCUGAGAGCUGUAAAGAAUAAAGCAUGGACCCUCUGGAGGAAUACCGCUCUCCGUUUGACUUUGAACAAGGAGUCAACACCAGCUAUCUCUACCUCUCCCCAGCCUUAAGCGACACACCGCCCAGCUCGCCAGCUGUCAAAACCAGAGGUUCCCAGGGCCAUCCGGACUCGGCCCCAGAGGUGGGAGAGGAUGCAGUGACGUCUGUUGGCGCUGCGUCCUCAACAACGCCCGACUUGACAGAGGAAGAGCGUCAGGAGCUGCAGGAGGAGCUGGCUAAGGUCGAAGAUGAGAUCCAGACUCUGUCCCAGGUGCUGGCAUCCAAAGACAAGCAGCUGGCUGAAAUUAAGAGGAAGCUGGGCAUCACUCCUCUUAAUGAGCUGAAACAGAACAUCACCAAAACCUGGCAGGAGGUCACUACCUCCACUGCCUAUAGGAGGACUUCUGAAACUCUGUCUCAGGCGAGUCUGAAGGCUACAGCAGCUUUCACAAAUAUGGGCUCAGCCAUCACCCGGAAGCUCGAGGAUGUCAGCUUAAAGUCAUUGCAGCACUCUGCUAGCAUGCCCGUCAUGAGAAACGCACCAACCUUCAGGUCGUUUGAGGAGAAAGUAGAGACUCUGAAGACCAAGAUGACCCCAUCACCAUCCACCAGUGAGACUGGCAUCCAGGACGGCGGGGAUUCUCCAACCGCUGAGGCUUCACUCAAUCAGCCAGACAACUCGCCCUCCCAGGAGGAGCCGAUGCACUGAGAGGGCCUAACCACUCUUGAGCUCUCUCUGUCGACCCUCUAACCCCCCGGGCCAUCUACACUCUCCCCCUAAACGCUGCGUGCCAGUUUCCCUUUAUUGGAAACCAGUGACUCCCUCCCCCCCACACUCCCAGCCUUCCUUGUGAUCUAAUUGUCGGAUCUUUUCUCAUGACACGUGCUCUCACUUGUUAACCACCGCGGAAAGUGAAAGCAUGGGAUGGGCGCAGGCAUGUGGUCUUUUGCUGUGUAUCUUCGAGUCUCUUCAGGCUCACUGUGGGAGAAAUCCUCCCUGCUGUGCCACUUUUCCUCUUCCCCUUCAUCUUCUCCCUCUCGCACUCCUCAUGCCUCUGCCUAACCUGCCAAACAUGCUCCAAUUUAUCAACACUGCGUUCAAAGAACAAAUGUAAAAAUGUAUGCCUUUCAGUGUCAUCGGGGUGUGACACCUGGUGCGAGUACUGUGGGUUAAAUUAGUCAGUUUUUCCCAAGUGCAAACACCGACUCGAAAAUAGGAAUUUCAGAGCACAGGAUGGGGGUGAAACACACACACAAAAAAUUCCCCCCUUUCUUUGCCUUUGUGAUGAUGUUGUCAGAGAACGAUCUCCACGCUCAGAUAGUUACAGGAAAACUGCCAAGAUCAGCGGAACAGAGAUAGAGCAAACACAGCGUCAAGGUUCAGCCUUGACCCGAGGUGAAAGAGGGAAAAAAAGAGCCAGAGUCAAUAUUUAAACACUUCAUUGUUCCUGCGUGGGAGGUAACACCUAAACCUCCCCACACUGUGCGUGAUAAAAGGCCUAGCAAGAGGAUACUUCACUGAUAUGAAAUAAUAUUGUAACAGAGAAGGUUUCCCUCCCUAUUUUGAAUAUGCGCACUAAGCUUAACAGGCUUUUUCCUGCUUUUUGGGGGGAAGUUGCAUAAAUAAUUGAAAUUCUGGUGGUAGAGUUUUGGCAUACUGCACAGGUACAUACAGUAUUGGGUAAAACAAAUAAAUGCUGCUUUCAGAGAUCAAUCACCAUUUCUGAGUGUUGAAGGUAACUUAGUGGUGCAUCUUCAGUGACCACUGUUUUCAGCUCACUAUUGAUCCUGCACAUCCUAGAAACUAUUGAACUGCUGAACAAUGAAUGAAUCGAGUUGCGUGCUACCCACGGGUGACGAUGGAGGCUCAAUGAACCUCGAAGGGCGAACAGAGCCAGGGUGGAGUCAGCCAGGGCUUCCUCUGAGACGUGAGCGUAACUAAACUACUGAUUUGUAACCCUUCCCCUCUUCUGGAUGCACGACCAACCUUGUGCAAGUCUUCUCCUGCUGGUGGUCCAAUCGUGCGUGUGAUUCAGCUCGCCCUUCGCCGUUAACGUCGCCAUGCAGACCAAGGGUCGGGAACACUGCUAUCCAGCCAUGAGCAAAUUUGUUGCAGCCUUUUAUCUGAGGCGCUUUUAUUUGGAGUCGUUUACUCAACACACACACAAACACAUUUGUUCAUGAAUGGAACCAUGGAGACAAGAAAUGCACUCUAAUUAAAAGACUUUUGAAGUAACCUGA
Maylandia zebra (zebra mbuna) is the source of this 2860-nucleotide messenger RNA. RefSeq names its product tumor protein D52 (gene tpd52). Lineage: Eukaryota; Metazoa; Chordata; Actinopteri; Cichliformes; Cichlidae. Gene Ontology annotation, cellular component: cytoplasm. The record is from RefSeq and is a predicted model, not a curated record. Gene Ontology annotation, biological process: B cell differentiation.